Molecule: messenger RNA, 4866 nt
Organism: Fraxinus pennsylvanica
Lineage: Eukaryota; Viridiplantae; Streptophyta; Magnoliopsida; Lamiales; Oleaceae
Source: the annotation of a GenBank genome assembly
AUGGAAGGUUGGGGAAGUGGCCCCAAAAUGAUUCAAGACCCCGAACUUGAAGAAGGAGAGGCUUGCUAUCACAAGGAUGAUACAAGCAUUGACCCUGAUGUAGCUCUCUCUUACCUUGAUGACAAGGUUCAAAGUAUUUUGGGACAUUUUCAGAAAGAUUUUGAAGGAGGAGUUUCCGCUGAAAAUUUGGGGGCAAAAUUUGGUGGGUAUGGUUCGUUCUUACCAACAUAUCAACGUUCUCCUUCUGUUUGGUCUCAGCCAAAAUCUCCAUUAAGAGUUCAAAAACCCAGCACGCCAAGAUCUCCUAAUUGUCUUCCUCCGGAGGGUAUCCCCCAUCAUUCUGGGGUGCUCCCAAAUGAGGCUUUUUCUCAUAGGAAUGGUGCUAAUGCUUCCCCUGCUGUACGUUCUUUACAAAAUUUAAAGGCCUCAUCAGUAGAUGGAUCAAUCAGACAAGAUGCUCUCUUGUCUGGUCAAGUUGCUGAGUCUUGUCCCAUUGAACCUGGAUUUCCUUCAAGUAAAUCAAACAAUCAAACUGACCAAAGAAAAUUAAAGGUUCGUAUCAAAGUGGGUUCUGACAGGACAACACAAAGGAAUGUUGCGAUCUACAGUGGUCUGGGGCUUAUAUCUCCAUCUUCCUCAGCGGGAAACAGUCCUGAGGAAAGUGGUGGAACUUCAUGUGAACCUCAUGAGAUCCCUGAUGAAUCUCCGUCCAGAAUCCUUGAGCUAAUGAUUUCGUUCCCAGUUUCUGGAGUCCUGCUUUCACCUCUUCAUGAAGAGUUGCUCAACUUAAUAAGAGAGAGAAGUUCUUCAGUAGAUAGUGAGCCUGCAGCUUCCCUCAAGGGUGUGCACAAUCACUCUGUUGUACCUGUUUAUGAUGCAAAUCCUAGGCUUGGGAAUGGGGAUGUUUUGAGAGGGAAGAAAACCAAAUCUGUUGAGAAGAGAGCAAAAUUUGAGUCAAAAAUUGAACCUGGAAUGGUUAUAAAAGAAGAUAAGAAAAAUUCGGGAACUGAGACUCUGGAAUGCAGGCUGCAGUCAUCUGAUGAUUUAAAUUGCAAGCCUCUAUCAGAUUCAGACUGCAGUGCUGGUGAGUCUUUGAAAGGUGUUGUUAGGACACCUGAAACUAUCAGGGAGUUUGAAAGGGAUGUCCCAGUGAGGAAGAUGGAGGGAAAUAAGGAUGGUGCGAAAGGAAGAGUAGGAUCUGCUGAUGUGGUCAAGGCAGACUCCUUUGAAUCAAUAUCUGGCCAGAGUGGUGGAAAGUAUAACUACCAGGAGCCCAAAAAUAGAUCUGCAGAGAAGGUUGGGAAACAUAUAAGAAGUUCUCAGAAAGAUGGCUCAAUUGAUCACGGGAAUGGUGUCAGAAGCAGAGGUAAGAAAGUUCCUGCUUCAUUUAAAGCCAACUCUGAUAUUUCUGAUGGUGAGACGGUUUCCAGAGGAGCCAUGGAUCCUUUGAGUCAGAAAUGUAUUCUGAAAGCUACAUCUGGAGAACAGGAUGAAUUGAGGAUGUCUCCUGCCGUAAAUAAGCUAUCAUUGCAAGGUCAAAAGAAGUCAAAGGGCAGUAACAGUAGUGUCAAACUGGAUUCAAAUUUAGUGGAGGAAAGUUUGAGGGGCGAUGUUUCUUCUGCUACAAAAAACAAAUUGACUGCGAAAAAGGAUUCCUGUAAAGUCCAUAACAGUCAUAAAGAUGUGGUUGACACAAGAUCAGAACAUUUGAAUAUCCUGAAGGAAUCACUGGAGAGGCCUUCUGAUGAUAGGUCAAAGAACUCUAAUCUCGAGACUGUCAAGGAAAAGCAUGCAUCUGCUGAUAAAUUCAAAACGAGAGCAACUAGUAAAAAAUUAAACAACCAGGUAAAUUCUGGAACAAAUUUGAAGGGUCCCCCAGCUGAUACCCCACCUCCUGCCAAAGGACUCAUUCCUGAGACUGAACAGACCCCUGUGGCUGGUGUUCUCAUAGAAGAACAUUGGGUCGCUUGUGACAGGUGUCAGAAGUGGCGUCUUUUGCCAAUUGGUACUGUGCCUCAGAAUCUACCUGAUAAGUGGGUUUGCAGCAUGCUAAACUGGCUGCCAGGGUUGAACCGUUGUGACAUCAGCCAAGAUGAGACAACAAAAGCUCUUUAUGCUUUAUACCAGGUUCCUUUCCCUGAUAAUCAAAGUAAUAUUCAAACUCAUGCUGACAAAACCACAAAUGGAGUGGCUUCAGGUGGUAGCAAUCGUUUCGGUCAGAACCAGCAAAACUUUGAUUCUGACCAAAUCACUGAUGAGGGAAAGAAGAAACACAAAUUUAAAGAAACAGCAAACACUGACGGUAUCAGUGAUCCAAUUCCUUCUUCAAACUUAAACAAAAACUUCCAACUGCAGCCAGUGAAAAACAGAAGUCUAAAGGAGGGCAACCAGCCUCAAGCAGCACCCAAUCUAAUUAACAAAUCUAAUGUGCAAUAUCAGAAUAAGUCAUCAGCUGUCAUGGCAAAAUCAUUGAAUAAACGAAAAGACGAGCAUUUAGUUGGAGAUGAUGCAAAUCCAAGGAAGAAAAGCAAGAGGGAGUCUGAUCAGCAUGUACAUUCAAAUGUGAAAAAGAUUAAACCUGCAAUGGAUUUGGAUGACUUUCAGACCUUUGGUGGGGAUCUUGGUAGAGUUGACCACAGUUCGUCUUCCGGUUUGCCAAAUAAGGCGGCUUUGAAGGAUAAGAAAAAACUGAGGGUACUUGAUUCAAGAUCUGAGGGGAGAGAAAAAUUACAAAUUUCUGGGGAAAAACAGAGAGAUAAUGUGCAGGAAUUACCCCAUAAUGGGUCCCUGGAUAUUAACGCAUGCAAUAAAAGGGAAAUUUCUUCAAAGAAGAGAAAAUUGAAGGAUUCUCAAGGCAGUCAGGAUUAUCUACUGACACUGCAAAGUAAUGGAUGUGACCUUCAAAACAGCAAAGUAUCUGUAAAAGAGGAGAGCAGCAAUAUUGGAUUUCAUAGAGAGAAGAAGUCCAUGGUGUCUCAGACUGAUGGGAAGGAGUUCAGAAAAGUUGAGGAUAAUGAUAUAAUACCAAAAAGAAAAAGCACAGCAAAUAAGAUUCUGUUAUCUGGGAAUAAAGAAAUUCCAUAUGUCAGGAGUACUGAGAAAGAACGGCAGGUAAGAAAAUACAGAGCAAAGUUUCCAGUGCAGCUAACCAUGGAUGAUAUAGAAUCACUGCGGAAGGAUUUGGGGUCUGAACCCUUAUCAAUGGCUGCCACUUCCAGCUCCUCUAAGGUUUCGGAUUCCCGUAAAACCAGAGGGAAUUGCAAAGAAGUCAAAGGAUCACCUGAAGAGUCUGUUUCCUCAUCUCCCAUGAGGAUCUCUUAUCUGAAUAAGGUUUUACCAGCAAGGAUGGAGACUAUAGAGAAAGUAGAUUCUAGGCUCAACGACUUCUCCACAAUGGGAAGCUCAAGGAAAUCUCUGGAUAAGAAUGGAAAUUUUGUGAGCAAUCGUUUGGGGACAGCCAGGAAGGGAAAAGCUACCAGUGGUCUUCCCGAGUCUUUUGAACAUCCUGUGCUAGAUUUUCGGGACAGUGGCGCUAGAGACAAAUUCAGUGGCAAACACGAAUCAGGCACUAAUACUCCCUCUGAAUAUGGCAAUGGCUCUUUUGUUCAUAACAAUGGUGACAUACUGGACCAACAUAGCCUAUGUCCCACCAGUAUGCAUGUUUCAGAGCGCAGCCAUAGCAAGGAGAGGAUGAACAAGAACCGUUCUAAUAUUGUGUUAUCUCAACAGAUCUCUAAAAGGGGUACCUCUUUGCUGCCCAUGGAUAAGAAUGAGAGAGUGGCAGAGAGGGUUUCCAGUCCACAGAUCGACCAGGAACACUUGAAUGCAAAUAAAAAUUUGAAAGAAGAGGCAUUUAUUGAUCACAACUGUCGAGGAGAUAAACAAGACACAUUGCCUCCUAGCAAAUCAGUGCCAGGAUCUCUGGAAGGAAAUUUUACAGAUUUAAAACCACUUGAUACUUCUGUAGUUGGUGAUUUAUCAAAGGUAUCAGAAGAGCCAGCUAAUAUAUGUCAUCAGCAUGGAACUAGCAACUUCAAUGUCCAUAAUGUGGCUGAUGGGGCUGUGAGUCGACAUCUUAGUUCUGUUAGCCUUGCUAACAAGAAUUCCUCCAGUCUGACUCCAACUAGUGUUCUGAAAGAAGCUGAAAAUCUCAGAGAUUAUGCUGAUCGUCUCAAGGAAUCUGGAUUUCCUUUUGAAAGUAACGAGGCAUACUUCGAAGCUGCUUUAAAAUUUCUUCACGGUGCUUCACUUUUAGAGGCGUGCAAUAGUGAAACUAGCAAGUACGGGGAGAUGAAUCAAAUGCAAAUGUAUAGAAGUACUGCCAAACUUUGCGAAACCUGUGCCCAUGAAUAUGAAAAACGCCAAGAAAUGGCUGCUUGUGCACUGGCCUACAAAUGCAUGGAGGUGGCUUACAUGAGGGUAGUUUAUUGCAAAAAUUCGACUACAUACAGAUUUCUGCAUGAUUUGCAAGCAAGCUUGCCAUCUGCUCUGCAAGGUGAAUCUCCAUCAUCUUCUGCAUCUGACAUUGAUAACUUGAACAAUUUAAUGGUCGAUAAAGCUGUUUUGUCUAAAGGCAAUGGUUCUCAAGUUGGGAAUCAUGUUAUAGUGCCUCGAAACCGCCCCAACCUUAUUCGGCUUCUUGACUUCGCAAAAGAUGUGAAUUCUGCAAUGGAGGCCUCCAGAAAAUCCCAGAAUGCUUUUGCAGCUGCUAAUGUGAACCCAGAAGAUGCUCAGGAUAAAGAGGGUAUCGGCUCUGUUAAGAGGGUUAUCGACUUCAGCUUUCAGAAUGUAGAGGAACUUGUAUGUUUGGUACGGCUUGCAUUUAAGGCUGUCAAUCGUCAAGGUUUCAAUGGCAAUAGAGAGUAG